AUUUGUAUUUAUCUUAUUUUCAGUAGAUUAUAAAGUUUAUUUUCUUUUAUUUAUUAUUGUUAUUAUGAGAGCAAACUAUCAUCAAAGUCAAAAGCCUGAGGCAGCUUUGCAACGAGCUCAUGAAUUUAUUUCUGUUGGGAAACAACGAGAUGCGCUUCAAUCACUUCAUGAUUUAAUCAAGAAGCAAUGGUCACAAAUACAAGAACAAAUUAUGCUUAAGUAUGUCGAACUUUGCGUUAAUUUGCGUAACUCUACAGUAGCAAAAGAUGGACUUUAUCAAUAUAAGAUAUUGACUCAACAGGUUGCUGUAAAGUCGCUUGUGACUGUCUUAUCAGCUUUGCUUACUCUUGCUGAGAAAAAAACCUUAGAGGCACGAAAAUCUUCCAUUGAAAAGAUGGAAGAGAUUGAUGAUCUUGAUGUUGCGGAUACGCCAGAGAAUUUGUUAUUGUCGGUUGUGUCUGGUGCUGUCCCACAAGAUCGAAUGGACCGCACAGUUCUCAGUCCUUGGCUUCGUUUUCAAUGGGAUACUUUUCGCAAUUGUCUCGAUUUGUUGCGUAAUAAUAUUUAUGUUGAACAGAUUUAUCAUCAAAUUGCUCGUCAGUCUUUUGCUUUUUGUCUUCAAUACCAGCGACGAAAUGAAUUUCGUAAACUUUCGGAUAUGUUACGCCUUCAUCUUACACAAGUACAAAAAGCUCAACAGGCGCAAACAAUUCCAGCUCACGCGAUUAAAUUGACAAAUAUCGACUCGUUGACUCUUAUGUUGGAAACUCGUUUGUGCCAAUUAGACACUGCAAUAAAUAUGGAAUUAUGGCAAGAAGCCUAUAAAACUGCUGAAGAUCUUCAUAAUUUAAUGCAAAUUGGAAAGGAUAAGAAAAUCGCCAAGCCUUCUAGUUAUGCUAAUUAUUAUGACAAGGUUGUUAUAAACUUGAUCUUUUAA
Molecule: messenger RNA, 937 nt
Organism: Meloidogyne enterolobii
Lineage: Eukaryota; Metazoa; Nematoda; Chromadorea; Rhabditida; Meloidogynidae
Source: the annotation of a GenBank genome assembly